Eruca vesicaria subsp. sativa (arugula) is the source of this 418-nucleotide messenger RNA. The record is from the annotation of a GenBank genome assembly. NCBI's taxonomy places the organism in Eukaryota, Viridiplantae, Streptophyta, Magnoliopsida, Brassicales, Brassicaceae.
CUUCUACAUACAUAUGUACAAAAAAAAAUAGAAAAUGCUGGGGAAAAGAAUAGCUUCAUUCAAGAACUUAGCCAAGAAAGUGAAGAGCAUCAACACUAGAGGCGGCGGCUCCGAAUCAACUCAUAACGAGUCUCUUCUGAUCACUGAGGUGGACGUUGCGGCAACCAAGACGCCUACGGGAACAUUUGCGGUGUAUGUAGGGGAAGAGCGCGUGAGGCGCGUGGUACCGACGAGCUAUUUGAACCACCCUUUGUUCAGGAUGCUCCUAGACAAGUCACACGACGAAUUCCACUAUUUGGAUCAAAAGGUUAUGUUGGUCGUCCCUUGUAGCCUCUCCGUUUUUCAAGACGUCGUUAACGCCAUCGAGUCUUGUAAUGGUAACUUCAAGUUCGGCGAUUUUGUCGAGGAGUUUCUUUGA